AUGGCUUUGAAGCUGGGCGCCUGGAGCGACCUCUUCUCGCCUGCGAGGGACCUGAAUUCCGCACUGCCUGCGGUGAUCCGAGCCCUGGAAUCCGAACAUGCUUCUGGAGGUUCGGCUGCUAGCUUCACUGCUUUGGCGAAUGCCAUGGCCUCCGCACUUUCGCCCACCCAGUCCAAGCCCUCACGGCCACUGCUGGCAGAGUCAGCCCUUCUUGCGGCACUGGAGAUGCAGUUUCCACGAGAGGUGGAGGCUCCUUUGGUGAGCGAUUUGGUCGUGAGGAGUCUCAGCAGUUGCGUAAGCUCCAGAUGGCCGCUGGUUGCAGGAUUGGCAGUGAGGUGCCUUUGUGCAUUGGCUGUGGCCAGCAUUGCUCACCAGGGGACCAAGGAGGACCGGGCGGAAAAGCAAGCCUGGACUCGCCGGGUCAUACCGCAGCUGCGCGUGGUGCUCGAGGCACAUCCGAAGUCCUUUCAGGUCCAACAGCUCGUGGCCGAAGGCUGCUGUCUUCUCCUGCGUCAUGGCCAUGGGAAUCUAGGUGGACUUUCGGCCCUUUGGCCUUUGCUUUGGCCUUUGGUGGUGCAUCCCCGGCAGCAAGUGGCCACGGCUGCCUCCCUGGCGCUCUGCCGCUUGACCUGGUUCCUCCGUGCUGGAGGAGACUCCCAGGGUGAGGCGCAGGUUCCGACUGCGGAAAGAGCGAUGCAGACGGCUUGCGCAGAGAUUUCCAGCAUCUUUACGAACUCGGUGGCUCCGCGCCUCAGCGAUCCCGCCAUCCACAGCGCGAGUUUGCAGUGCGUCCGCCUUUUGGAGCUCCUCCGGGCAUUGGUUUUGUACAGCCGGAGCAGAGCUUCCGAGGCUUCCGGUCGCCGAGAACGUCGGGAGGCGGAUGAGGCAUUGAUCGUCUUGCCCCAAGCGAAGAUUCUGGGAGUGGUGGAGCUCCUCCUGACCUCCCUGACCCGGGAGACGUCGGUGGCUUCCCAGGUGCUCUCUGCCAGCUCCCCUACGGGACAGCUUGUCACCAAGGCGCUUGACUUGCUUACCGCCCUCCUGGACGUUUGCGGCACGGCUGCCUUAGUCUUCUCUGCUCAGCUUCGGCGCUUUCUGGAGCUGUUGUCGGACUGGUCACCGAAGAACCACGUCGGUCACAGCAAGGUGGUUCUCAGCUUCUUGCUGAGCCUUGAGAGGACCGCCCCGGCCAUUCUCCUUCGAAAGCCGCUGCUGCACCGGCUAUGCCUCUAUGCGAUGGAGGCUAUGCAACAUGAGAUUGGCCUGACAAGUCGAGCUGCGAGCCAAAGUGCCCGCACAUCGCGCAAGAGGAAGGCCGAAGUGCUCGAAGACGCUGCAGACUUCUGCCAGCCUCUGUUUCCGGUGGCAUGUCAGGCGCUAGCACGCCUUGUGCAGAGGGGCGCAGCACUGCUGGAGCACCAGUUGGUGGCGAGCAUCUGUGAGCAAGUUGUGCACGCUGUUUGGCACGGAGCUUUGCGAGCGCCUUCCACCGUCACCGGCAAAGAGCUGGACAAGUGCCUGGUGUUCAAGCAGAUCUGUCGGUCACCGGAGUCAGUGCUUGGCCUACUUGAGGUGAUCGAGGUGCUGGUCGAACCCAAGCAGUUGGGUUCAAAGCCCUUGGCGCCAAGCUUGCUGAACGCCUUCGCGGCCAUCCUUUCCACCCUGCAGGGGGCCUUUGAGAGACAUGCUCUGCAAAAGCCUAGCGAUGAUACCAUCACUGCUGGCGUUCGCACAAAGCUCGUUCAGCUCGCCGAUACCAUCCGCCUCGAUCAGUUUCCUCGGCCUACGGAGAGCAAAGGGAUCUCCAUCUCGUGGCCGGAUACGUCGGCGCCGGAGAGUCCACAGCCUGCUCCAACUGCCGAACCUAUGGGAGCCACGCCCCGAAAUCACAGGGAAGCGACGCAGGAGGCGAAGCCCAGCAUCACAACUCCAGAGAAGCCGCCAGCGAAGGCCCCGGACACGGAAGAGCCCAUGGAAGUGGACGCAGUGGAAGCUUCCGUGGACGCACCGGCGGCGACCGCAACACCCGAAGUUGUCCGGCCCACCAAGGAUGUCCAAGAAAAGGAGAUCUCGGUAGACUCCUCGGCAGACACUUUCCAGGACACCUUAGAGGAAGAAGCAGGACCGGAGGUUUCUGAGGAGAAGAGUGAAGACCCCGUGGCUGCAGCAGUCCUCCCGCUGGGCGCGGCAGAGCAAGAGGAGGCAGAGGCGGCGCCUCAGAGUGGCGUGCAGGAAGAGGUCUUCUCGACGCCAAUGAAUGCUGUGCACAGGGAAGAUUUCCAGACGCCACUGAACGCUGCCGCGGUGCAGGAGGCGAGCUUUCCCGACACUGCCCCGACACUUCCUGCGGAAGCACCCGCUGCUUCCUCUGGCGACGGAGAUGCCAAGGUUGGUGACGACGGGAAGUUGGACCUUUUCCCGGCUGAAGGACAUGAUUCGCCAUCGCCGGACUUGUGUAUGGACUCCCCCAGUGAUGAGAACUGA
Messenger RNA from Symbiodinium sp. CCMP2592, 2484 nucleotides. NCBI's taxonomy places the organism in Eukaryota, Dinophyceae, Suessiales, Symbiodiniaceae. The record is from the annotation of a GenBank genome assembly.